Dermacentor silvarum is the source of this 1120-nucleotide messenger RNA. RefSeq lists its product as uncharacterized. Gene Ontology annotation, molecular function: nucleic acid binding. Lineage: Eukaryota; Metazoa; Arthropoda; Arachnida; Ixodida; Ixodidae. Bases 74 to 1120 code for a protein of 348 amino acids. Gene Ontology annotation, biological process: DNA integration. The record is from RefSeq and is a predicted model, not a curated record. The transcript has a single exon.
UCAUGACUUACAGGGACAUUUUGCUACAGACCGAACGGUGACAAAAAUCAAGGAACUUUAUUGGUUUCCUCGGAUGAAGCGCUACGUGGACCAGCACAUCCGUAUGUGUUUUGAAUGUCUAAUCACAAAGGUACCAGGAGGAAAGAAGCCUGGGCUUCUGCACUCGAUACCACCUGGGAAGAGACCAUUUCAAGUUGUUCAUGUGGACCACGUUGGUCCGUUUGUGAGAAGUUCCAAGAAGAACCAGUGGAUAUUGGUGCUGGUGGACAAUCUGACCAAGUUUGUGCGCCUCUACCCUGUGCGCGACACCUCGGUGAGAAAUGUACUGCGGUGUAUGCAGAACUUCAUAACAGAGUUUGGACUACCGGAGCGCAUCAUCUCGGACCGUGGUUCCUGUUUCACGUCCCACGGCUUCGAAGCCUUCUGUCAGGAAAAUGGUGUGGCUCACACACUGAACUCGGCACACCAUCCAAGGGCUAAUGGCCAGGUGGAGCGUGUGAACCGAACUCUGGUACCGUGUAUUAUGGCUACAAUCAAGGACCCAGCUCACAAAGAUUGGGAUCAGAAGAUCAAGGAGGUAGAAAGUUACCUAAAUACUGCUUACAAUGCCUCAACAGGGACUAGCCCUUUCAAGCUCUUGCAUGGAUAUCAACCAAGGAUGCAGGAUGGUAUCCUCAGAUGGCUGAACACUGAGAAUAACGAGUGGGUCUGCCCGGAGCAACUUCAAGAGAUGGCUCAAAAGGACAUAGCGAGCCAGCAAGCAAGGUCGAAGCAGUACUUCGACAAGCGUCACUUCACAGCGGACAAGUUGAGUGUUGGAGACAUAGUGGUCAUGCGCUGCGUUCCAGAGCACACUGGUGCCCCAACAAAAACCCAGAAGAAGUUCAGAGGUCCACUCACUGUGAUAGAAGUACUUCCAGCAGACACCUACAGAGUGACCGAGAUGAACGGAAGGAAAAGGGUCUACUCGACAACUGCCCACAUCAGCCAACUGAAGAGAUGGGGUGGAAGAUGCCAGGAACAGUUCGACCAGUCAAGCUCCGACGAGGAAGAAAGCGUGCCGAGAUGUAGCACACGUGUGUCCAAAAGACCUGCGUAUCUUCGGGACUACACCACAUGA